UAACAUCAAGCCCUUCUCCUGACCACUGUCCAUCUUGUCCAUACGUUUCACCAUGAAGAGUUGUGUUGCUGCUGCCGUGUUUCUGAGUCUUGCGGGUUCCUCGCUGGCAUUCCUAUUUGGGACUGGACCAGCGCAUGCAUCAUGCAAGGCACAAUGGACGGUAGGAAUGGCAUGCAGCCAAGUGGAAACAGCUUUGCUGAAUCAGAUCCAGACCUGGUCUGGCCCUGAAAACUGCAAAUCUGGACCAAUCAACGAGAAGUGCCUCUAUGUGUUGAAAAGUAACAGCGAAGGAGUAAUUAAGCUGACCCAUGAGACCCCACUUAAACAUUAUAUAGAUGACGUAUCAUUCACUCUGAAGUCACAAGGCGACGCCUCCUGCCAACUUGGUGGUUAUUCCACUGCCGAAACAUGGUAUGCUGUCCUGGACCAGGGAACAAACUACUGUAACAUGUUCAACCUCCUCGAAGGAGCUAGUCUGACUACAGCUGCUGGAUACACGGAGACUGCAUCUGAUGCUUCAUGUACUCAGCGAUCAUCAGCUGACUGCAACAGAUAUUAAAUAAAUCGUGUUAUAUAAA
Messenger RNA from Mizuhopecten yessoensis (Yesso scallop), 578 nucleotides. RefSeq lists its product as uncharacterized. The coding region runs from base 53 to 559 and encodes 168 amino acids. The record is from RefSeq and is a predicted model, not a curated record. The transcript has 5 exons. Lineage: Eukaryota; Metazoa; Mollusca; Bivalvia; Pectinida; Pectinidae.